UUGAGCUCUUGCAGUACUUGACACGACACUUAUUCGGGAUUGUACAGAAUGAACCCCUCAACAAGAUGUCGCUGCGCAAUGUUGGGAUUGUGUUCAGCCCGACACUGAAUAUCCCUGCGAGUGUGUUUGGGCUGUUUAUUGAGGCGCAUGAGCAGAUUUUCGGGGAGGCUCAUUUAGCGUCGACGUCGAAUGCUGGUGCGAGUAUCCUGGCUGGGUACCUGCAGGAUGGACUCGAGGAGGGCGAGAGUGAGAGCGAUGAGGAUCAGGAACUGGACCUUGACCCUGACUCGCUGCCCAUCUGAUCGCCCUCACGUGCAUCCCGCGCUCUCGGGAUUCUGCUCCGACUGAUUCCACUCAGAUUCCACUGGCGAAAAGUCUGCUUUAGUAGUACACAGCUCCCUACCUAGUACCGCCCUUGUAAGUAUGCUCCGUAAGCAGCUCACCCGAUCCCUCUCCUCGUCGCCCUUCCAGCCGACCAAGUAUGGCGGUAAAUUCACCGCUACCUUGAUUCCAGGCGACGGUAUCGGCAGGGAAGUCGCGACCAGUGUCAAGGAGAUCUUUAGUGCUUGCAACGUUCCUGUUGAGUUUGAAGAGGUCGAUGUCACUGGUAUUCUCGCUGCAGAGGGAACCAAGGAUGCAGGCGAGAAACUCUACCGUAAAGCAGUCGAGUCUAUUCGACGCAACAAGGUCGGACUCAAGGGUAUCCUGUAUACCCCGCUGGAGCGUUCAGGCCAUGCUUCUUUCAAUGUUGCAUUGAGGCAAGAGCUCGACUUGUAUGCAUCCACCGUCUUCAUCAAGAACCUGCCUGGCUUGAAAACACGACACGAAGGCAUUGACGCGGUCAUUAUUCGCGAAAACACAGAGGGCGAGUACUCGGGCCUCGAGCAACAAGCUGUACCCGGUGUCGUUGAGGCACUCAAAGUCAUUACACGUACAAAGUCUGAGCGUAUUGCGCGUUUUGCAUUUGACUUUUGCCAAAGAAACGACCGUAAACGCAUCACGGUCGUGCACAAGGCCAACAUUAUGAAACUCGCGGAUGGUCUGUUCCGUGAUGUAUUUUACGAGACUGCAAAGGAUUACCCGGAGAUUGCAGCAAAUGACAUGAUUGUCGACAAUGCAUCCAUGCAAGCCGUGUCAAAGCCACAGCAGUUCGACGUCAUGCUCAUGCCAAACUUGUACGGCUCCAUCCUCUCCAACGUCAUGGGCGGUCUUGUUGGUGGUCCGGGACUCAUUCCUGGUUGCAACAUUGGCCGUGAAUUCGCCUUGUUUGAGCCUGGAUGCAGACACGUCGGUCUCGACAUCAAGGGUAAAGACCAAGCCAACCCGCUCGCCAUGGUCUUGUCUUCUUGCAUGAUGUUGAGGCACUUGGGUCUCGACCAGUACGCCAAUGCUAUUGCAAAGAGCGCUUAUGCUGUUGUAGCAGAGGGCAAAGUCAGGACACGCGAUAUGGGUGGUGUCUCCUCCACCCAGGAUAUGACCAAGGCCAUCCUCGACAAAAUCCACCUGUAGACCUCGCCUCUUCUUCUUCUCGGGAUAUUUAGACCACCAAUACCAUUUUCUCGGUGUGCGUUCAUGAUUGCAUGGCUUCUUCAUACAAUGGUAAUGCAUCCACCUCUUCGUCAUCCAUAGAAGAUGCCUGUCCAAGUGCAACGGCACGUUCCUGUCGUCGUCGCCGUAACCUCUGCGUCGUCCGUUCACGCGCAACCACCCACGCCCUGUGAAAUGCUUCAACACCGCCCUCCACAAAUGAAACACUGAGUGUGAUUGUUCUGUCCGCUUCACCCGCUGUUAUAGUUGCAAUCGUACCAUCGAGGCCGCCACCUGCGACAGGCGCCACUUCGCCAUCAUAUCGAUUUGCGCCAAACCAAGGCUGGAUGAGCUGUGCGUUCCAUCGCUCAAU
Molecule: messenger RNA, 1900 nt
Organism: Protomyces lactucae-debilis
Lineage: Eukaryota; Fungi; Ascomycota; Taphrinomycetes; Taphrinales; Protomycetaceae
Product: isocitrate dehydrogenase
Exons: 2
Coding region: 424-1509 (361 amino acids)
Biological process (GO): tricarboxylic acid cycle; isocitrate metabolic process
Cellular component (GO): mitochondrion
Molecular function (GO): magnesium ion binding; isocitrate dehydrogenase (NAD+) activity; NAD binding
Source: RefSeq, a predicted model, not a curated record